AUGGGCGACUUCAAUGCUAGAGUCGGCACCAAACAAAUUGGCGAAGAAAAUAUACUGGGCAUGUCAUGCUUUGGAAAAAGAGAUAAAAGAGGAAGUAUGAAAAAAGGUCUGAAAGAAUUGAACGCAAGUAAAAAAUGGGUACCAUGCUUACAGGAAAGCUCACAAAAAAACAAGAAAACAUUCUAUAGAACAGAAAUUGUUAACAUUGCUACGGAAUUCUAUAAAGACUUAUACUCUAAAAAAACGAUGCUCCAGCCAAGUGUUUUAUCAUCAAACCACAACAAUCACAACACAGUCAAAAGAUUUACGUUCAAUGAAAUUGCCUCAAUGAUAAAACGGCUAAAAAAGGAAAAAAGCAGUGGACCAGAUGGAAUACCUAAUGAGGCAAUCCUAGCAGGAAAACCCACUCUAGUUCCUCUUCUAACCACCCUUUUUAAUAUGAUAUUAGACACAAAAACAAUCCCCGAAGAAUGGGCAAAAUCCAACAUAAUACUUUUAUAUAAGAAAGGAAACCCUAACUGUGUUAGUAAUUAUAGACCAAUCAGCCUACAACCAACCUUAUAUAAACUUUUCGCAUCUGGCAUAGAAAGACGCCUAGCAGAAUAUACUGAAAAACACCAACCAGUGGAACAAGCGGGAUUUAGAAGCAGCUUCUCGACGACAGACCAUAUCCACUCUCUGGAAAUUGUAAUAGAGAAAUAUCAAGAAAUGAAGAGGCCGCUAUAUCUAGCAUUCAUAGACUACGCCAAAGCAUUCGACUCUAUUUCCCAUGACAGCAUAUGGAGAGCUUUAAAUGAAUGCGAAGUCCCAUCAGAAAUCAUAAAUCUUAUUAAAGAUAUAUACCAAAAGAGCAAGAGCAAGGUAAUACUAGAUAGAGCCGGACCAGAAAUAGAUAUACAGAGAGAGAAAGCAUCGCAACUACAAGAAAUGUUAAAAGAGAUUCACUUGGUGAGCUAUACUGUUGGACUAGAAUUAAAUACUUCAAAAACAAAAAUUAUGACGAACUCUAUAGAAAUACCCAUAAAAAUUAACAAUGCUCCAAUAGAAUAUGUGCAAGACUAUGUUUACCUCGGAAAACAAAUAUCGUUCAAAAAAACCAGACAUAAAGAAGAACUUAACAGACGAAUAAACACGGCCUGGAAGAAAUUUUGGAGCCUAAAAGAAAUCCUGAAGUCAAAUGCACCAAUUAGACUAAAGAAAAAGGUUAUGGACUCUUGCAUCCUACCAUCUCUUACUUAUGCAUCGCAAACAUGGAUCUAUAACAAAUUCACAAAAAAUAAAAUAAUUACAACUCAGAGAGCCAUGGAGAGGAGUGUGCUGAGACUGAGACUGAAACACAAAAAGAAAAGCACAGAUAUAAGACACAUCACAAAUGUAAUAGACGCUCUAACACACUGUAAGAAACUUAAAUGGAAAUGGGCUGGACAUGUAGCACGCAUGAACGAAAACCGUUGGGCAAAAAUUGUAACCCUGUGGCAAGGUCCUAUGGGAAAGAGAAACAGAGGCAGACCAGCUGACCGAUGGCUUGACGAAAUACUGAAAAUAGCAGGAAAAAACUGGACUGAAAAAGCAAAAGAUAGAAAGGUGUGGACCAGCAUGGAGGAGGCCUUUACUCUGUAG
Molecule: messenger RNA, 1620 nt
Organism: Aricia agestis (brown argus)
Lineage: Eukaryota; Metazoa; Arthropoda; Insecta; Lepidoptera; Lycaenidae
Exons: 3
Coding region: 1-1620 (539 amino acids)
Source: RefSeq, a predicted model, not a curated record